Elgaria multicarinata webbii is the source of this 2903-nucleotide messenger RNA. RefSeq names its product coagulation factor II thrombin receptor (gene F2R). NCBI's taxonomy places the organism in Eukaryota, Metazoa, Chordata, Lepidosauria, Squamata, Anguidae. Gene Ontology annotation, biological process: phospholipase C-activating G protein-coupled receptor signaling pathway; positive regulation of Rho protein signal transduction; thrombin-activated receptor signaling pathway. Gene Ontology annotation, cellular component: plasma membrane. The transcript has 2 exons. Gene Ontology annotation, molecular function: thrombin-activated receptor activity. The coding region runs from base 86 to 1348 and encodes 420 amino acids. The record is from RefSeq and is a predicted model, not a curated record.
UCUCACAGACGACAACGACUCUUGAGGGGCUGGAGCUGGAUUUGUGGGGCCGCUCGCUCGGUCCUUGCCGGGUGAGGAGGCGGCUAUGGGGCAGCCGCUCGACGUCCUGCUGUUCCUGCUGGGCUGCAGCGCGGUGUUCUCCCUUCCCUCGACGCAAAAUGGAUCUUUUCCAGAGAAUGGCAGCAUUAUAAGAUCCUUCUCCAUUUCAAGAUCCAGAGAUUUUUACUCAAUUCCAUUGGAAGACAUUGAUGCUGAAAAUGAUUUGGAACCUGGAUCAGGAUCUAUCAGUCAAAGUGGAAAGCAAAUACCAUGGGUGUAUAAUAUAUCUAAAGACACCGAGCAGUACUUGACCAGCAGAUGGCUGACUCGUUUUGUUCCUUUAGUAUACACCGUAGUUGUCAUACUGAGUCUUCCUCUGAACAUCAUGGCAAUUCUUGUGUUCUUGAUAAAACUGAAGGUGAAAAAACCAGCUGUAGUCUACAUGCUCAACCUGGCUUCCGCUGAUGUACUCUUUGUGAGUGUGCUUCCUUUUAAGAUUGUCUACCAUUUUUCUGGAAACAACUGGGUCUUUGGACCUGAAAUGUGUAGUUUUGUCACUGCUACCUUCUACUGCAAUAUGUAUUGCUCCAUACUGAUGAUGAUGGUGAUAAGCAUUGAUCGCUUCCUGGCAGUGGUGUACCCGAUGCAAUCUCUGUCGUGGCGUACUCUAAGGCGUGCCUCUGUGGUAUGCGUUGCCAUCUGGCUUGUUGCCGUAGCUGGGGUCAUACCUCUGCUUAUCAGUGACCUAACACGUGAAAUACAUCAGUUAAACAUUAUAACCUGUUAUGAUGCCCUAGAUGAAAAGUAUCUUAAAGGAUAUUAUCUUAUUUUUUUCACUAUUUUCUCUUCAGUUUUCUUUUUUGUGCCAUUAAUGGUUUGUUCUGUGUGCUAUGUGUGUAUCAUCUGGUCUCUUAGCUCUUCAGACAUUGCUGCAAAGCAGAGUAAAAAGACACGGGCUUUACUCUUGUCUGUAGCUGUUUUCACUAUUUUUAUUAUGUGUUUUGGCCCAACAAAUGUUCUCUUGUUAGUCCAUUACAUCCAUUUUACUUACAAAAACUAUGUGGGGAGUAUCUAUUUUGUCUAUCUUCUCUGUGUCUGCAUUAGCAGUAUAAGUUGCUGCAUUGAUCCUUUGAUCUAUUAUUAUGCCUCUUCUGAAUGUCAGCGACAUCUUAUGAAUCUCUUGUGCUGCAAAGAGAACUCUGAACCCUGCAGCAAUAGCACCGGUGACCAACUAAUGACUAGGAUCAGCCGAAGGGGAACUUGCACCAGUACGCUUGGUAACAGUGUCUACAGGAAGUUGUUAACAUAAUCACUUACGGACAAAGGUAUAUUUUGUGCACAAAUGUUUUAUAGAACUAUUGUACUGAAAAAUAUUAGCAUACACAGAUGUUUCACAUGAUUCGUAUAUGUUUCCUUCCAUAAUACCUGUCAUUAUGAGAGAUGGAGUGUGUGAGGAAGAGAGAGUAAGAACCCUAAGAAGGGUGAGUACAGUGUGUGCUUUUAUGUACACACACAUCUGCGUACAUGCUUUAUAGCCAAAGGUGUAUUGCAUCUCUCUCUGUGGUAUCUCUAUUGGAAAGAGUGAGGCAACCACAGUGCUUUGUGUUUACCACUGCUGGGUGAGGUAUCCUGUUCCUUGUGACCGCAGCAACCCUGACAGAAACCUGUUACUGCUUGCAUAGCUCUACCAUCUCACUGUCAUAAUGCGGGUGUACACAAGCUUUUUGGCUCCUUUUUGGCAUGUCCACAAACACACACUCAUGCAUGUUCUCACAUGCACAGACACACACACUUGGAAUUGGAGGGGAAGAGUUUCUUUUGCUAGCACUAAUGCUAGCAAGGAACCCCCUUCCUUACCUCUGAUCUGUCAGCAGAUUGGACUUGAAGGAUUCCCUUCCUAGUGCUAGGAAGGGAAAUCUGAAACAGUGCUGCUACAUUUUUUACAGUGGAGACAGAAAUAGGGGGUUGGCAGGCUGCCAGAAACAGCUAGGUGGGCUGCAGACCACACUUUUUGCAUCCUUGCCAUAAUGCCAUCCUAGGUUCAAUUUUUGGUCAUGCUAUUGCCUGAUGGAAUGCUGGGAACUGGCUUUGUGAUGGAAUGUUUCAAACAACAAUGUGUUUAAUCCCAUUGGAGUCAUCUAACGUUUAUGCUUUUACUGACUACAGGAGGGGACAUAAAAGGAAUGAUAGCCAUAUAUAUAUAUAUAUAUUAUUUUAAAAUUGCUAUUUUAUAAAUGUAUCUUCAUUUUCAUAAAUAUAGAAUUCCAAAUGUACAUUUUGCUACUUUGCGUAGGUAAUAUAGGAUGUAUGCUUCACCAAAUGGGAGAUGAAAAAUAACAGUGCAAUCCUAUACUGAGAAGUAAGUACCAUUGGGAUCAAUUAGGCUUAUUUUAAUCCAGCAGCUUGAAAGCUGAAAACAAGUAUCUGCUUGUAAUGUAGGAGAUGCUCACAAAAUAAUAACAAUUUAUUUGGGAUGUACUGCAUUACCCUUUGAAGUGUGUUGUUUUCCAUUGGUUUACUAUUAAAAGUCACAAAGUAGUUUAGCUGGUUUUGAUAAGGAAAGGAAAAAAUGUUACAAGAGGAAUACUAAAUUGACUUCCAUUUUCUUUCCAGGUGGGUGAACUAUAUAUCAAAAUAUACUUUAUCUAAAAUAAUGUAACUGUAUUUUAUGUAGUAGAUAUUUUCAUUCUGUAUAUGUACAAACAUUAAACAAUGUAUAAAGAUUUUUCAAUCUUGUAAAUAAUAUAUUUCUGAAUUAACCAAAUAAAUUACUCUGUAGUUUUGCUUUGUUAAACUAUUAUGCUGAUGUUUUAUAUUUUAUUUUCUUAUUUUUGAAAACUGAAUUAAAUCCAGCUGUUAAUACA